UGACACCCGUCCAGCUCGUCGCAAAAACAGCAGCAGCGGCAGCGGCGGCGUACUCAUCGUCGCAGCACUCGAGGGGAGCCAUCCGAGCCGGAGGGAGGGAGAGCCAGGAUUUACGGACACCGUCCAAGCAUGGCUACCCAAACCACAGCAUCAUGCACCGGAUCCACUCUGUUGAAGCCUAUAAGCGACAUCAUCAACCUCCCUGUCGACCAGGUUAACUUCGUGGCAUGUCAGCUGUUUGCCCUGCUGAUGGCGGUGUGGUUCCGGAUCUACCUCCACCCCAGUAAGACCAGUCCCUUCGUCAGACAUGUGGUGGCGACUCUGCUGGGCCUGUACCUGGCUCUCUUCUGCUUCGGCUGGUAUUCCCUCCACUUCCUGGUACAAAGCGGCCUGUCUUAUGGUGUGAUGAUUUUUGCCGGCCUGGAACACAUGCACAAGUACUGUUUCAUUGUGACUCUUGGAUAUCUGAUACUGUGUCAGAUCACGCGAGUCUACGUUUUUGACUACGGCAUGUACUCUGCAGAUUUUACAGGGCCCAUGAUGGUCAUCACACAGAAGAUUACAAGCAUGGCGUUCGAAAUACAUGACGGUUUGACCAAGCAAGAAGCGCAGCUGACUCCCAGUCAGAAAUACCUAGCUAUCAGUCGUAUGCCCAGCUUGCUGGAGUACCUGAGCUACAACUGCAACUUCAUGGGCAUCCUGGCCGGGCCCACUUGCUCCUAUAAUGACUACAUCGGUUUCAUCGAAGGGACAUGUUAUCAGCCGCGCCACCAUGAAAACGCCAAUGGAAAGGAGAACGGAAAGUUCAAGCAGAGCGAACCUUCACCCAAGAGUGACGUCAUCUCCAAGCUGAGCACGUGUGCGAUCUGCUUGGCCAUAUAUCUGUCGCUGUACAGGCUGCUCCCCGUCGAGCACUCCAUCAAAGAGGACUUCGUCAAAUCCACGCCCGUCUAUCUUCAGAUCAUCUACCUUUACCUGGCAAUGCUGGCUCUGAGGCCAAAGUACUACUUUGUAUGGACUCUUGCUGAUGCUAUCAACAACGCUGCAGGAUUUGGUUUCAACGGAUACAACAAAGACGGCUCCCCACGGUGGGACCUGAUUUCAAAUCUCAGAAUCCUGGACAUUGAGUUUGCCACGAGUUUCAAGUUGUUUCUAGACAACUGGAAUAUUCAGACAGCUCUUUGGCUAAAAAGGGUGUGUUACGAGCGCUGUCCGAUAAACCCGACAGCUGCCACCUUUCUGCUGUCGGCCAUGUGGCACGGGGUGUACCCCGGCUACUAUCUUACCUUCGUCACUGGCAUCGGCAUGACCAUGGCUGCCCGUGCAGUGAGGCACAACAUCAGGCCGUACUUCCUGGUCUCAGACUCGCACAAGUACGUCUAUGACAUCAUCACGUGGGCGUGCACCCAGGUUGCCAUUAGUUACACAGUGGUGCCAUUUGUCCUACUCGCUGUAGGGCCAUCACUCAAAUUCUACAGCUCUUGGUACUUCUGCUUACACCUCCUCUGCCUGCUGGUGGUGCUGGCCCUGCCCGUCAAAUCAAAACGCCGGCAGGCCAAGGAGCGGCAGGACGGCGUGGCGGGGGACAAACACAUGCACCUCAACAGCACGGACAACAACUGCAACCAGAAGGACAAGGCCACAUGAGGCUUCGGGACAGCGACGGCGCAGCCCCCCCUCCCCGUCCCGCCAACCCCACCUCCCCCACCCCCCAUCAGCAGCAGAGACGACAACGCCGAGGACCGGAGUACGUCAAGUCCGUUUACCCGACGAAGAACCAAAAAACUCUGAAAAUCCUAUCGGACGGAAAACACAAAUCCUGUCAAAACUUCCAGUAGCACGGAUGACAGACAUCGAAACUUCUGACAUGGAUAAGAGACCAGGAUGAAACAAGUGAUAGUGGUUACUUUACAUUAGGUUAGUGAAAAUAAAGACUUCCAAGCUGCCUUAAACCCUCUCUGUACUCUGUAGGUGAAUUAAAUUGGAUGGCCGGCUGCUGGAACAUAAAUACAGUUACCCCCGUGUGGUAUUGUGUUAUUUCAUCAGAGCAGACGUACAGUUUGUGGAGGGUUUUUGUCAUUGUCUGGAUACAAGCCUCUGUUGGAUGGGAAGAGAAAAUGUGUACAUGUUUAAGAAACAUAACCUUUAUCAUCAGCUGCCAAUUUAAAACUGGCCUUAGGAUCCUCAAAUAAUUAUUUAAUUUCUAUGUCUUUUUUUUUUUUUUUUUUUUAAUCUUCAAGAAGAGUUCAUGUUGUAUGUGUUUUGUAUUUAGCUGUUUGUGACAACACUAUUUGACAAGCAUUCUUGACGAGAGAACCAGAAAGCGGAAGUCAGAUGUCGUCCGUCUCCGGUAGUGGAACGUCCAAAAUAGGGAACUCGAGAGUCAGUAAACGUUCUUUUUUUAUUUAUACAAUUUUCAUAUCCACUGCUUUUUUUUUUUUUUUUUUUCUUGGGGGGCAAACAUAACUCAUCAGAUAAACAUGCAUUACAAAUGGAGUUUAUUUACCCUCUUGUGACUCAAAGUACCUUUUCUUUCAAAAGGGUUUUCAACUUGGAGGAGUAAUUUAUCUCUUUGUAUGUGUCACACAACAGGUUUCCUCUGUGUUCAAACGAAUUGCUGCCUCUAAUCCAAGUAUCCAAAACGAUUUAAUUCUUAGAAGUUCUGAAUAAGUUUGGCAAUGACUGAAUUAACGAUUUAAAUAACAAUUGAAAAGUUGCAACGUUUCGUAACCUUUUAAAAAAGCCAAACGAACUGUGUCAUUAUGCAAUUUGGGUUUGUCUGUGAGGAAAUCUGACUUUCUUUUUAUGUAUGUGACAUAAUAUUGUACAAAGUUCAAAGGCAUAGACCAGCUGUUGUGGUAAAUGGUCUUCUUUCAUAUUGUGUGCACUUAAUGUUAGACUAGGGGAUGUUUCAGGGUGCAUUUACUGUAUGGUGUAAGAGACACUGGUUCCUCAUUUUUUUUUUCUUGUUUUUUUAUCCGUGGCUCACCUUAAGCCUUUUCAGAAUAAUCCUGUUUACUCUUUAAAACACACAGGAGUCUCAACAACUGCCCAUGGGAUAUUCUUUGGUAUCAUUAAAUGGAAUUAGAUUCAAGAAAAUUGUUUUUGCAAGGAAAGCAACCCGAAAGACAUCUUACUGUUGUCUAAAUAAUUAAAUGGCACAUGUUUAUGUGUGUGUUAGAGCAGAUAUAAUCUAAUUUUUCAUUACUUUUCUCUUUAAAAAAAACACACAUGAAGUCAUAACUAAGCAGUAAAGGUGAGUUCUGAGACGUGGACCUCGUCAUUUCUUUUAAAGACUUUCUAACACUUUCAUAUUCCUGCCAUAACUGUGCGUUCAGCAGUAUUCAUGUGAUCUGUACAUGUUGAUGUGAUUUCAAGUGAAACAUAUUUGUAGCCUGGGCUGUACGAAGGCGUGGGCGGCCCACCCAAGGGAAAGGGAUGUCAUACUACAAGCAUAGCGAUUAUUGCACUGCAUGGCCACCCAAACCAGCAGAUCAAUGCAAACUGCUCCAUGUGUCCAAAGUGCCAAACUACAAAUGGCGCAUUUUUGUUUUUGUGUGCAUGUGUGCCUGCGUGUGUGUGUUUGUGCGUGUGUGCGCGCCUGUGUAACAUAAUGGGUAUUUUUGUGUCAGAAGGAAAUUUAUUGAAAGAUUUGUAUAACAGUACAUUAAAACUCUGAUUUAUGUGGCAAAAUAAAGAGAAAUUAUUUUUAAACACUAUUAUCAUGCUUGAUGGUAAAUGGGGUUUUAUUUUUCAGUUAAAAAGUAGAUGUAAAUGUACUUUAUCACAACAGAGACAAUAAUUGUGCAAUGAAAAACACAAACUGGUCUUGAUGUAAUUUAGAACAACCUGAUGCUUGGGAUGAAACAUCUCAUUUGGACUUGCAACGAGGGAACGUGUCAUGAUGUU
Molecule: messenger RNA, 3909 nt
Organism: Cololabis saira (Pacific saury)
Lineage: Eukaryota; Metazoa; Chordata; Actinopteri; Beloniformes; Belonidae
Gene: mboat2a
Product: membrane bound O-acyltransferase domain containing 2a
Exons: 13
Coding region: 130-1647 (505 amino acids)
Biological process (GO): lipid modification
Cellular component (GO): membrane
Molecular function (GO): acyltransferase activity
Source: RefSeq, a predicted model, not a curated record